UUACAUUUAAUGGAAUAUUAGUCAUUUUCCAAUUAUUAUUUCUAGAUUUCAGCAAACCUAUCUUCUUUUCUAUCCAACCAUUUCUCUCCAAACCAUGGCAGAUACCACCAAUGAAACAAACCCAAUUUUAAUUUUCUCAUACGGCACCCUCAAACUAAAUUUCCCCAACUACAAUCGUAUUCAAAAUUUAAUCCGCCAGAACAGCGCCUCCUUCAUCGGCAUUUACGUCACCGACCAAUCAUAUCCUCUUAUCAUCGGCCCCUUUGGAAUCCCUUACCUCGUCAAUCUCCCCGGCGCCACCGCCAGCCACCGCGUCAAGGGGGAGCUUUACUCCGUGUCGCAUGGAGGAGCCGCGUUGCUCGACGAAUUCGAGGGUGUGAGUAUUGGUCACUACGAGAGGCUACCGAUUCGAGUGGCGAAAUACUGUGAAGGAAAUGAAAACGACGUCGUUUUGGUUGAAGAGGAGGCGUAUUUCGCUCAUCGGAGCUUUGGAGAGAAGAUGUGGAUGAAGAGAGGAAGAAUUGGGUUGAGUGAGUAUAGUGAAGGAAAUGGAAAUGAAUAUGUGAGGAAAGAAAAUAGGAAAUGUGGUUCUAACAACAUACUUGAUAGUAUCGAAAUGUUUUUGUCGUCUUGAAAAUUGUUCAUGUUUUAAUAGGAUGAUUAAAUGAAAAAAAAAUUAUAUUUUUCGUAUGUUAAAAAUU
Mercurialis annua (annual mercury) is the source of this 701-nucleotide messenger RNA. RefSeq names its product putative gamma-glutamylcyclotransferase At3g02910. Gene Ontology annotation, molecular function: gamma-glutamylaminecyclotransferase activity. The coding region runs from base 95 to 634 and encodes 179 amino acids. The record is from RefSeq and is a predicted model, not a curated record. NCBI's taxonomy places the organism in Eukaryota, Viridiplantae, Streptophyta, Magnoliopsida, Malpighiales, Euphorbiaceae. The transcript has a single exon.